Molecule: messenger RNA, 1080 nt
Organism: Candida albicans SC5314
Lineage: Eukaryota; Fungi; Ascomycota; Pichiomycetes; Serinales; Debaryomycetaceae
Exons: 1
Coding region: 1-1080 (359 amino acids)
Source: RefSeq, a predicted model, not a curated record
AUGAUCACACGAAACAUACUACGACUAUCAAUCAGGAAUUGGAAUUGUGCCCGACCAGUCACUAGCUUUCUACCCUGCAGACGAUUUCUCAACACCACACUACCACGCCAACUCCGAGGCAGGAGCACCAUUAACCAAUUGAUCCAAUCAAACACACAACUGACCAUGUUCCCCAUCCAACGCAAUAAUCGGUUACCCUUACGUACUAUAGUCAUAUUAAUUGUUGCGUCUAGCUCACUCACAAUGUUGUUGUUUGUGGCAGUGCAGUAUAAGAAGUUUCAGGAUGAAUUACUACCGGACGGGAAAUCAAGGAAACGAUCGAUAUUCCUCCCACUAUGGUUCAAUGGCAAUUUAUUAUACCAAACCACAUAUGGAUUCCCACAUGGAUUAAAAUACUUUGACCCAGAGUUUUACGAGUACAUCAUGACUGAAGUGCAACAAUUAAACAAGGAUGGUGAAAUACAGGGCCACCAUGACAACUCUGUAAAGCAAUUUUGCCAUGCAUUACAAGAGAAGAAUAUCAAGUAUGCCGUGUUGGAAGGUUUAUCAGCCAAUCGAGAAAUUCGACAAAUAUUUGGUCUUCCAUUGACCGUGGAUACACAUCCAAAUAGUGAUGGCGAGCUUAAGAUAUGGGUGGAAUCAAAAUAUCCCAGUGUUUCCGGGUUGCAAAUUGACAUUACGAAAACUGUUGACACUAAUGGUAGCAACAACAGUAAAUUUGAUUUCCAUUGGAUUGUGAAACCCAUCAAUGCAGUAUCAGUGAUCAACAGUGCUAUGACACUGACAGGUUUGGGUUUAGACCGGUUGGAGAGUUCAGAAGCCAACAUCAAGACCCAUGAACAGGGGAGUGGGAAAGUGCAUGAAGUAAAGAUGGACAAGGAGAAAGUGAACUUGAACAAACAACGAGACUACGCAAUUCAGUUCCGUGGUAAAUUCAUGGUGUCAGACAAGUCAAUGGUGAGAGUUGGAGUGGUGGAAUAUUGCGGGACAAUUGAUUUUGACCAUCUAAUGAUCAAUCGUGGGGUAAAGAUAACAGAUAUGGAUAUGAAGCACGAUGGUGUGUUGUAUAAAGUGAUGUAA